GAAUGUCCCAUCAUUUUCUUCUGCCGUAACAAUGGCUAUGCCAUUAGCACACCGACAUCGGAACAGUAUGGUGGUGAUGGCAUUGCUGGAAGAGGCCCCGGCUACGGUUUACACACUAUCCGUGUUGAUGGAAAUGAUGUAUUUGCUGUUUACAAUGCCACGAAAGCUGCCCGAAAAUUGGCUAUACAGAACAAGCCAGUACUUAUUGAGGCCAUGACAUAUAGACUGGGGCAUCACUCGACUAGUGACGAUUCGACAUUCUAUAGGUCCACUGAAGAGGUACACGAAUGGGGAGAGAAAGACCACCCAAUCACUCGAUUCAAAAAAUAUAUCACUGAGAAAGGAUGGUGGAAUGAAGAAGAAGAAAAGAAAUGGCAGAAAGAUCUUGCAAUUUAUUCUACAUAUAUGGCUUAUUUUCUCACAAUACAGUGCCGCAAGCGAGUACUUCAAGCGUUUGGCAGAGCAGAGAAGCAAAAGAUUGCCCAUCACCAUGACAUGUUUGAGGAUGUGUAUAGGUAA
This is a messenger RNA of Strongylus vulgaris, 519 nucleotides long. The record is from the annotation of a GenBank genome assembly. Lineage: Eukaryota; Metazoa; Nematoda; Chromadorea; Rhabditida; Strongylidae.